Molecule: messenger RNA, 800 nt
Organism: Arabidopsis arenosa
Lineage: Eukaryota; Viridiplantae; Streptophyta; Magnoliopsida; Brassicales; Brassicaceae
Source: the annotation of a GenBank genome assembly
GAAAUAUUCUCAUCCAUAUCAAGAAAAAAAAUAUGAAAAGUUCAAGAAAAUUCUCAUCGUCGACAACAACAGCCACCGUUAUCCACACUUUCUAUAAUGACCAUAUUACCCCUCAAGCAACCAAACAAAUCCCGAUUGAAAAAACUCCAUCUCCGGCGACGAAAGCCACCGUCCAGACUAACGCCGCCGCAGCAGCAGCUAGGAUCCAGUCUGGCUAUCGUUCUUAUAGGAUCCGAGGCCUAUACAAGAAAAUCUCAUCGGUCAAUCGGGAAGCGAAUCGUGUACAGAGCAUAAUCCAACGGCAAGAAACAGUAGACGCCAUUAGAAGCGAUGAAAAAGAACGGCUGAGAAUGAACGAGACUUUAAUGUCUCUGCUUCUGAAACUAGACUCCGUCCCUGGUUUAGAUCCAUCGAUCAGAGAAGCUCGGAGGAAAGUGAGCCGUAAGAUCGUAGGGAUGCAGGAAAUACUCGAUUCAAUCUCGGAGACUAAAGACGAAAUUCAAUGGUGGAAUUACAACGAUCUCGGAGUGGAUGCCGGACAAGGCGGCGGCGCGUGGCCUUUGUAUUGGGAAGAAGCGGUGGAGGAAGAGAUGUGUAGAGAGAAAGGCGGUGAGGAAAUGGAGAGAUUCUGUGCUCAGUAUUUAGGUUUCAGAUGUUUCCAGAGAUUUCUCAGAGAAUGACGGCGAUUUAAUCCGGUGUGUCGCAGUGUACGAUAGAUCAUCUUUUUCUUUUGUUUUUAGUCCGUUUAUAUUCCGUUAAAUAACGAAAGUUUCCGGGAUUAAUAACAACGGAUUAUCUUU